AUGGAAGACGAACAAGAUUUAACUGUACAAAAAAAAUUAAGUUUUUCAAUUGAUAAUAUUCUUGACAAACCACAACCAUUAUUUAUUAAAAUUAAACAUCAUCAUUUACUUAUUAAUGGUAAUAAUCAAAAACAUUUAUCAUCCGAUGAAAAUAAACAUAUACAUUUAAUAAAUAAUCCUGAUGAUGAUAAUCAUGGUUGUAGUGAUUGUUCAGCUAUAUCAACAAGUGAUGAUGAUGAAAGUUGUUCAGAAGAUGGUAUUAUAAAUCAAUAUCAUCAUCAUGAAAUUAUACAUAGAAAAAAGAAGACUCGUACAGUAUUUUCACGUACACAAAUAUUUCAAUUAGAAACAACAUUUGAUCGAAAACGAUAUUUAUCUAGUGCCGAUCGAGCCAAUUUAGCUCAAGGUUUACGUCUUACAGAACAACAAGUUAAAAUUUGGUUUCAAAAUCGACGAAAUAAACUUAAACGUCAAAUAGUUGAAGCAAGUCAAUCAAUAAAUUCUGUUGUUGCAUCUUUACAGACUCCAUCAUCAUCAAAUAAUACGAUGAUUAAACAUCCAUUAACAAUACCCAGUGAUUUUUCGUCUUCAUCAUCGAAACAACAUCAUCGUUUUGAUCCAACAUCUUUUUAUGAAUUAGCUACUCUUGCGGCAGCACAUGCAGCAGCUGCUUUUCAUAAUAAUAAUAAAGCACAAAGUAGCACAACAUUCCAAGAUUUUGCCAAUUCUCUUACGACUCAAACAGCCGUUUGA
Molecule: messenger RNA, 753 nt
Organism: Rotaria sp. Silwood1
Lineage: Eukaryota; Metazoa; Rotifera; Eurotatoria; Philodinida; Philodinidae
Source: the annotation of a GenBank genome assembly